ACGGUUGAACUGACCGUACUGAGUCGACGGGACGAUCCCUUCCACCACCAGGCGAAAUCGCGGGAUAACGUAUCACCGGAAAUUCUCACCGUAGACACGCGCCAUAAAUCUCUGCCUUCCCGUUUGUCUCACACGCUCUUUCUUACCCACAACCUCUGUGACCACUCCAGUCUCUCUACGCACCUCAACCCAAUCGUCCGCCGCCUCCUCGGCAGCUCAACGCUCACCAUGACGACCAAUCCCGGAAUCUCUCCCUUGAUCCAACAAAUCAUCAGCACUGUCAAAUACCGCUUUGGCAAGCACAUUAAUCUUGACGAAGAGCGCCUUCUCGAGCUCGCGGAGAAGAUCGACUUCAUCAUCCGCUCCAAGCAUAUCGCCACUAGCGUUACUUCCGGGCAGGCAAACUCCGACGUCCCAAUGGUCACUGUGUUCAUCGUCCCUACGGCCGACUCUAUUGAUCACCGAGCUGCCCUAGUUUAUAACACUAAGCCUGUUGUACAAACCGUUGUGGGCCGGACAUCGAUGGGAUCCAAGGGAUAUGAGCAACUCUUCCACAGUUUCUGCAGGGAAGUGGAUCGGGUGACAGACGAUAUUCUCACUGGCAAAACGACCGGGCUUGCAAAUGCACAGCCUUCAAACCACUGUCUUGCCCCUGCACAAUAUACGCAUGGCGAACUAGUAGAAAAGUCGAACACUAUCUUCUAUUGCUGCGGAUAA
Messenger RNA from Westerdykella ornata, 717 nucleotides. RefSeq lists its product as uncharacterized. NCBI's taxonomy places the organism in Eukaryota, Fungi, Ascomycota, Dothideomycetes, Pleosporales, Sporormiaceae. The transcript has 3 exons. The coding region runs from base 229 to 717 and encodes 162 amino acids. The record is from RefSeq and is a predicted model, not a curated record.